Melospiza melodia melodia is the source of this 2149-nucleotide messenger RNA. RefSeq names its product protein phosphatase 2 regulatory subunit Bgamma (gene PPP2R2C). The record is from RefSeq and is a predicted model, not a curated record. Lineage: Eukaryota; Metazoa; Chordata; Aves; Passeriformes; Passerellidae. Gene Ontology annotation, cellular component: protein phosphatase type 2A complex; cytosol. The transcript is spliced from 10 exons. Gene Ontology annotation, molecular function: protein phosphatase regulator activity; protein binding. The coding region runs from base 664 to 1950 and encodes 428 amino acids.
GGCUCCGCUCCGCUCGGCACCGCUCGGCACCCCUCGGCACCGCUCGGCUGCGGGCGGCUCCCGCUGCUGCAGCCGCUGCGGGGCCACUCGUGCUCGGAGUACCUGCGACACAACUGGGCUAUUCUUUAACUGUGCGAGAAGUAUUCCCUUCACGCAAGCUCCCUGCUGGCUUUCUGCAUCCGUAAUUUCUCGGAGCCGUUCUUCCCCUCCUUCUUCUUUUUCCCUUUCUCCCCCAUUUUUCCUUCUUCUAUUUUUUUUUUCUUUUCCCGCUCGUUGUUCGCCCCCCUCCCAAUGUGUGCUGCCUCAAUAGCCCUCAUUAUGCUGUGCUCAGUGGCCCGGUGUGUUCCCCGCCUCUGCUAGGCAGUGGCAGCAUGGAUGGUGCUCUUGUGACGACCUCUGCUGAUGCUAUCAGUCCACUGCGGAUAGGCAUGCUGAGUAAUCCUGCUGUAAAUGGGCGAGGACACGGACACACGGAAAAUUAACCACAGCUUUCUGCGAGACCACAACUAUGUGACUGAAGGGAAAGCUAUAAGGAAGCUUGUGCGCAAGGCGACUCUGGUGGCAUCUAGAAUCCUCAGAUUUCCUUGACUGAAUCCAUCUGGGUUUAGCCCUAAAUAUAGUAGACAAGCUGCACUGCUUGCACUGAUAAAUUAUAUCUUCCAAAUGAUAGACCAAGCUGAUAUUAUUUCUACAGUUGAGUUCAACCACACUGGAGAACUGCUGGCUACUGGUGACAAGGGGGGCCGAGUGGUUAUAUUCCAAAGGGAGCCUGAGAGUAAAAAUGAGCCUUACAAUCAGGGGGAAUACAAUGUUUACAGCACUUUCCAGAGCCAUGAACCUGAAUUUGAUUAUUUGAAGAGUUUGGAGAUAGAGGAAAAAAUAAACAAGAUCAAGUGGUUACCACAGCAAAAUGCAGCUCAUUCACUUCUAUCAACAAAUGAUAAAACAAUCAAAUUGUGGAAAAUUACUGAAAGAGAUAAGAGACCGGAGGGGUACAACUUAAAAGAUGAAGAAGGAAAGCUUAAAGAUCUUUCUACAGUAACAUCACUGCAGGUGCCUGUAUUGAAACCCAUGGAUUUGAUGGUAGAAGUCACUCCCAGGAGAAUCUUUGCUAAUGGUCACACCUAUCAUGUCAACUCAAUAUCUGUCAACAGUGACUGUGAGACGUACAUGUCAGCGGAUGAUCUCAGGAUUAACCUCUGGCAUUUAGCCAUCACAGACAGGAGCUUCAACAUUGUAGAUAUAAAGCCAGCCAAUAUGGAGGACCUGACAGAAGUGAUUACAGCCUCUGAGUUCCAUCCCCACCACUGCAACCUCUUUGUCUACAGCAGCAGCAAAGGAUCCCUGAGACUCUGCGACAUGAGGGCAUCAGCCCUCUGUGACAAACAUUCCAAGCUUUAUGAAGAACCAGAAGACCCCAGUAACAGAUCAUUUUUUUCAGAAAUUAUCUCUUCAGUGUCAGAUGUCAAAUUCAGUCACAGUGGUAGAUACAUGCUUACAAGAGAUUACCUCACUGUCAAGGUUUGGGAUCUGAACAUGGAAACAAAGCCUGUAGAAACAUACCAGGUCCAUGAUUACCUAAGAAGCAAGUUAUGUUCCCUCUAUGAAAACGACUGCAUCUUUGACAAGUUUGAAUGUGCAUGGAAUGGAUCAGACAGUGUGAUAAUGACAGGUGCAUACAACAACUUCUUCCGAAUGUUUGACCGCAACACCAAGCGGGACGUGACCCUGGAGGCCUCCCGGGAGAGCAGCAAACCACGAGCCAUCCUCAAGCCCCGCAGAGUCUGCGUGGGAGGCAAGAGGAGGAAAGAUGACAUCAGUGUUGACAGUUUGGACUUUACUAAGAAGAUCUUGCACACAGCAUGGCACCCAACCGAGAACAUCAUUGCUAUAGCAGCGACAAACAAUCUGUACAUAUUUCAGGAUAAAGUGAACUCAGAAAUGCACUAGAUUUAUCAAUAUCCCUCUAUAUUUACAAACCAGCCUCUUGAGAGUUGUAGAAGGAUGUGAUCUUCACAAAAAUUGUGGCUUCUGUGGUGGGAUUUGUAGGUUGCAUCCUUUCAUCCCUCAGCCUGUAUCAUUAUUGGUGGCAAGCCAAUUCUUUUCCAUCACUGCAACUGUAUGAGUAAAAGGCACGAGUGCAAAUCCA